Molecule: messenger RNA, 1263 nt
Organism: Pisolithus orientalis
Lineage: Eukaryota; Fungi; Basidiomycota; Agaricomycetes; Boletales; Pisolithaceae
Exons: 4
Coding region: 1-1263 (420 amino acids)
Source: RefSeq, a predicted model, not a curated record
AUGCUGGCGCUCAGUCCUGGUUCAGUUUGCGACGUGUGCGCAGAAGAGUACAGUCCGCAGUGUAUCCCGCACUCCAUUCCUUGCGGCCAUGUCCUGUGUUCGAGCUGCUGCCAUAAAAUAGUGGAGAAGACCCUGCCACGCCUCAAACCGGUCUGUCCUUUUUGUCGGGAACACUUCACCAGUGACGACGUUCGUCUCAUCCGCAUUGACUUCUCUGCAAGCGGAUAUAUCCCCUCACGGCGUCGAGGUGGUAUGCACGAGGCCCAUGACGCUAAUGACCACCAGCCGGCUCGACGGGAAGAACGUUUUCCUCUCGUAGAGCCCACUUACCCGCGUUCCCGAGGUGAGGCUCGUCGGCUGGAGGAUAAAGUGGCCAAGGUGGCCGCCAAAAAGUGCUCCGUGGAGGAGGUCUCCACCCUCCACCAGGAGCUACAGGACUGGCUGUCGCACGAUGGCAGUCCAAGUGACCAGGUAUCAUCGCUCGCCUUGAGUGCUGCGCUGCUCAAGGCCAUCCUGACAAAUCACUUCGCUCAUUCUGAAGCAACAAAAAUGGCUAAAAACGUUGAGGCAACCUUAAAAGGAAAGCUGGACGAUAUGGAAUUAUCUGUCGUCAAACUGGAAGCCGAAUUGAAACAGUUCGUCUGUCCGACGAAAACAAAUUACCCAUAUACUGACUUAUCCUCCUUCCAGCAAACACUUUAUACCCAAAAAGUACAAGAAUGUCAAUCUCUGCGAGCAGAGAUUAGUCGCCACGCACUUAAAUCUUCGGUGCCCGGGAUCUCCCCCACUCGCCCUACCUCUGCUGCACCAGCCAUGAUGACCGACCAUCUCCGGCAGCCGGUAUCUUCCUCAGCAGCAUCCGUCUAUAGCAUGCCCAGCACCCAUAGUCCACUCUCCCGAUACGGCUCAUCUCACAUGCGGAGUGUAUCCUCGUCUAUCGCACCCGGGUCUAGGCCGGUGACCCCCGCGAGAGCCACAACUCCGGCGGUCCGCUAUGAAACGCCGUUGCAAUCAUCCCGCCUUCGCGCUACUUCUCCCGUGCCACCUCUCCCAUCUAGACCUCGCAAGAUGUCAUUUUCAGCGACAUCACCCCAAAAAAUUCAGCGGUCGUACUCUGACGAAUCGGACCGGGAGAUAAUCCAUGAACGUUGGAUGCCUAACCCCAACGUUGCGUACAGCCCCCCCAAUGGCAAACUCGUCAAUUAUCCAUACGCCGUUCCAGCGGCUCGUUCUCGUUCGUCGGGUUCGACAAACGCUGCAUGA